UUCUCCACAGAAAUGAUGGAAUUAAACAGUGUUGUCACUUUUGUUGGAAUUGCAAACAGCUCUGGUUACCAGACAUUCUUGUUGGAUGAGGAGAAAGGCAGACUCUUCGUCGGGGCCAAAGAUCAUAUAUUUUCAUUCAAUCUGAUCAACAUAAACAAGGAUGUUUUGAAGAUUGUGUGGCCUCCAACACCCACCAGAAGAGAUGAAUGCAAAUGGGCAGGAAAGGAUCUUGUGAAAGAAUGUGCAAAUUUCAUCAGGGUUCUGCAGCAUUAUAAUCAAAGCCACCUGUAUGCCUGUGGAACUGGAGCCUUUCACCCAGUGUGCGCCUACAUUGAAGUUGUUCAUCAACCUGAGGAAAAUGUAUUCAGACUCGAGACCUCACACUUUGAGAAUGGACGAGGGAAAAGCCCCUAUGAUCCCAGGCUGCUGACCACUUCGAUUUUGGUUGAUGGAGAGCUAUAUUCUGGCACUGCAGCAGAUUUCAUGGGCAGGGAUUUUGCAAUUUUCCGCACUUUGGGACAUCAUCACCCAAUAAGGACAGAACAACAUGAUUCCAGGUGGCUGAAUGCAAUGGACCAAAAUGACUUUGGUGGCCAUCGAAGCCUUGUCAAUAAGUGGGUGACUUUUCUUAAAGCCCGUCUAAUCUGUGCAGUACCGGGACCAAAUGGCAUCGAUACCCAUUUUGAUGAACUACAGGAUAUUUACAUCAUGAAAUCUAAAGAUCCCAAGAAUCCUUUCAUCUAUGGCAUUUUUACAACUUCCAGCAACAUCUUUAAGGGGUCAGCUGUGUGCAUGUACAGUAUGUCUGAUGUGAGGAGAGUCUUCUUGGGCCCAUAUGCCCACAGAGAAGGCCCGAGUUAUCAGUGGGUGCCAUUCCAAGGAAGGGUUCCAUAUCCUCGCCCAGGAACAUGUCCUAGCAAAACAUUUGGAGGACUUGAAUCAACAAAGGACUUUCCUGAUGAUGUAAUUACAUUUGCUAGAAGUCACCCAGCCAUGUACAAUCCAGUGUUGCCUAUCAAUAAUCGUCCAAUUGUCAUCAAGACGGAUGUAGAUUAUCAAUUCACACAGAUAGCUGUUGAUCGAGUGGAAGCUGAAGAUGGCCAGUAUGAUGUCAUGUUCAUUGGAACAGAUGUGGGGACAGUUCUGAAGGUGGUCUCUAUUCCCCGGGAGACUUGGCACGACCUUGAGGAGGUUUUACUUGAGGAAUUGGCAGUGUUGAGGGAGCCAACACCUAUCACAACACUAAAAAUUUCUACAAAACAGCAACAACUGUAUGUUGGCUCGGCGUUUGGAGUCUCACAGCUCCCCUUACAUCGAUGUGAUGUUUAUGGAAAGGCAUGUGCAGAGUGUUGCCUUGCCAGGGACCCCUACUGUGCCUGGGACGGAUUCUCAUGUUCCAGAUAUUUCCCCACUGCCAAAAGACGUACCAGAAGACAAGACAUCAGGAAUGGUGACCCUCUCACCCAGUGUUCUGAUCAACAUCACAACGACAAUUUGCAUGAGCAUGAGAAUAUGGAGGAAAAGAUUAUCUAUGGAGUGGAGAACAGUACCACCUUUCUGGAAUGUGUCCCGAAAUCACAGCGAGCUAUAGCAUACUGGCAAUUUCAUAGACAGACUGAUGAUCAUAAAGAAGAGAUCAAAGCAAAUGACCGAGUCAUCAAGACAGAACAAGGGUUGUUAUUACGUAGCAUCCAGAAGAAAGAUGCUGGGAUCUAUAUUUGCCAGACAGUAGAGCAUGGCUUCAUGCAGACAGUACUGAAGGUGACACUAGAAAUUAUUGACACUGAACAUUUGGAGGAACUUCUGCAUAAAGAGGUUGAUUAUACUCUGAGGCCCAAGGAGAGUCACAGCAUCAUUGCUCCAAACCAGAAGCUUUGGUACAGGGACUUCAUGCAACUCAUUAACCAUCCCAACCUCAACACCAUGGAUGAAUUUUGUGAACAGGUUUGGCGGCGUGAUCGUCGCCAGAGGAAACAGAGACCAGCGCAUACGCCCGUAAACACCAACAAAUGGAAACACUUACAGGAAAACAAGAAAGGUAGAAAUAGGAGGACCCAUGAGUUGGAGAGACCACCGAGAAGUGUCUAACAAUAUACAACUUAAUUCAAACAAAAUGCAAUACAUACAUUAACUACUUCAUUGCAUUAUGUUGAUGUUUACAAGUAUAUGGGCUGCUCACCAGAUACACAACUGCCAUCCAUCGUCUUUUUCACCCUCUUCAUUAUUUUUGGCAAUGCAGCAUGGUGACUGGAAUGCAUUUUAUAGUUGGACCGGACUUGCUGUUUUAACAUCACAUGCAACUGACUGAAAUCCACCAACUCAAUUUCCCCCUCAAAGAAAGUCAAUAUUUGUUGAUGCCAAAAUAUGUUGUGAUGAUCACUGAACUGCAGAUCAGGUGGGGAAAUCUAAGAUUGAUUUGUAAUUCUUUUACCUGCCUGCUGUUGGUCAGAGUACACUGACAAUACUCCAGGUGUAGUGAACCCACAGAGAUGAUCAGAGAGCUUUUGAAGUGCCACAUGUCUAAUCACCUGUUUGUAUAUGGUUCUCACUUUGACCAAAAGACAAUGGACAUGCAGUUCAGACAAAUACAUCUGCUGAUUGAAAGUGGAACCAAAGUCACAAGAGUGGGCAGGCUUUAGAUUAAAGAAGAUCCGGUUGACUAAGUUGACUGGAAUGUUUGCUGUCAGCACAACCUGAAGUGUCAAGAGUGAUACCAUUCUAAUUCAGUCUAAAACAAGACCCCACAUGUAAACCUUUACCGAAUGUCAAUACAUUGAGUUAUCACUUAAUGAUUCAUGGGAAUUAAGGUGCUAUUCAAUUGUGAAGUAAAAGGCAUUGCUCUUUUGAAUUUGAAAAGAACUUGAAAAUGUUUAUUCAGGCAUGUCAAAAGGCAUUUACAGUGUGUCCUGGUGAUGAUGCAUUUUACAGAAAGUAGUUUUAAAGAAUGGUUUAGGAAUGGAACCAACCAGUAACGUAUUUUAUUCUAAAUAAGAAAAUAUUCAACUUCAGUGAUGGUCAACAAAUCAGUUAAUACUGGAGAGUGAUGUCAUUCUGGGAGAGGAAGCUUUGAUUGUCAAUAGCUUUCAGUCCAGUAAGUAAUAAAAGACCACCAGUUAAAUCUUCCAGAAAUAACAUGAGAAAAACUGUGCGUCUUUAAUAAUAACUCUUUGCUAAGGUUACAGAAUGAUGGACCAAAUCAAAAUUCAAGUUGAUCCCAGUGCUGGGUUAAAAUAACAAUUGUAUAGCUGGAAACAGUUGUGGGUUGUGUGAUAUUCUUUCUCCCAAUAUAAGUCUUCUCAAUGUCAGAAAGACAAAUGUACUUCAAAAACAAGAGAAAUUGCAAAGCCCCAUGCUCCAUGUAUUAAUAAUCAUUGAAUUGAAAAAAAAUACUUUGAGCAAUGGAGAGGAGACGAUGCGAUGGUAGCCAACUGUACUUGUCAGUAAAUAAUACAUAUUACAUUUGAGAGAUAUUUGAAAUAAAAAUUAUAAAGUUGCUGUAAGUUAAAUGUUUAGAACUUUUCUUUUUGACCUGCACAGGUUACAUUUAAUAUCCUUUUAAAACUAGCGCAUAACAGUUCAAGCAUUUGACUGUUUCACAUUAAGGUUGAGAGCCCAUGAUUAUCCAUCACUUAGCUCACUUACUACCUCAGUUUUACAAGAGACAUCGGUCAUUUACCAGUCACCUAACUGGAGGAUUACAUGAAAGCAAAUCUCUCUCUAACUCUCCCUUUUGUUUUCUCAAGAAAUAUGGGAGGGAUGAAAAUAAAGUAAAAUGUUGCUUGUGUUAUUCAUUUCAAGGUAGGCAAUAGCGCAGCAACAUGGUAGCAGACUCUUGGAAAUCAAAAGAAUAGGUCACUUCUCAAGGGCAGUUAAUGAGGGGUGACCAAUGUGAGCCUUAGGUGCGACACAUACUUUCUAUUAAAAAAGAGAAGUCCUGUUCCCUGGAAGAUGUAUAAUUUCCUGAAUAUGGAGGCUGAGGAAGGGGAAACGAGACCACAAGAAAGCAUUUCAACACAAUCUCAAAAACAGAAGAGGUGCCACUGAAAGCCACUGCAAAAGUAGUUCACUUUAACAUUGUUUGAGAAGACAAAGUGGUUUCCAGAGCUCAAAGCUGUUUAAAAUAGCACUCAUCAUCAUCUGAGUUAUAUUUGAGAAUUAUCCAUUCAGGAGGUGGACAAUCUACCUGGAGGGGCUGGAUAGUCACCACUCCCCUCAAGAUUACAAGCAAUACUGAGGCCUGUUAACCAGCGUCUUUCCUCCCAGCGCCAGGUUGCUAUAGCUCUGCAUAAGCUUCUGAAAUAUUCAGAUCACCACUGUAUUCCUCAUCUUCUAUAGAUAUUAGCCAGAGCAAAAACUUGUCAGAUUCACUGUUAGAAUUGAAAUUGUUCUGGAAUGCUCCAAUAUGUCAAUGUUGGCUCAAAUAUUUUCUUUAUCUUUCCCCAGUUUUGUUUUUACAAUGUUCAUGUUUGAAUUAUUUUGUCCUUUUGCAGCAAGUUAUAUAUUACCGUGGGGAGAUACCAUGGGCUAGACAAUGUCAUUCUUACAAUCCCUUUCCUGAUGUACCACAGCUUUGUGCUUGGGUGACAAUAUUGAUUUAACCCUGAAAGGAAAUGGCAAUGAGAAUUAAAUGUUUCUGAUGGGACUAAACAUAACUCCAACAAUCCUGCAACAAUGCAAAUCAGAGAACGAAUGUUAAAGAAAUGCUAACAAUCAAUGGACUGAUAGUCUAGUGCAGCAUUAGUUUCAUGGUAAUAAAUUAUUGUUUAAAGGAAAGGUUUACAGACCACAAACAAUGAGACAGAUAUCAGGCUAUUUCUUGUGAUUUUGAUGUGCUUUGGUUGCAGGAAAAAUUCAAAGUUUUAUGGUCUAUUAAAAGGUACUGUGUAAAAAAUGAUGCAUGUGAACGUGCUUUAUAUAUUGGUUUCCUCUAGUAAACUAUAUUAGACAGUGAUCUUUAUCAUUAUUUAGCAAUUAGCAAUGGUCUGUGUUAAAUAGUUCAUCAUUUUGCUUACCCACUUACCUAGACUGGUGUAUAUAUAUUUUUGUUAGACAAAGAGGAACAAUAUUAUGUUUUAUUGCAAUGGUGAUAGUUAGUUUUCAUAUGUAUGUACCAGCUACUAUAGUAUCUAUAUAACCUGCCCAGAUGAAAUGCAAAAGGCUAUUUAUUUGGCUAUUCCUGAAGCAAGAAAUGUACACUUCACAGUUAUUCAAAGCAUGUGUUUCUGGUAGAUAGUUGAUGAGUUUUUAUUUCUCUAUUUAUCACUGCAUUUCUAAGGGGUACCAUAAAACUGGAAAGGAAUAUUAUGAAAAUGCUGCUGUAAAUUAUUUCUUUUGGCAUGUAUUCAAUUGUUGAAUAAACUUUUCUUUUAAACUA
Molecule: messenger RNA, 5374 nt
Organism: Rhincodon typus (whale shark)
Lineage: Eukaryota; Metazoa; Chordata; Chondrichthyes; Orectolobiformes; Rhincodontidae
Gene: sema3ab
Product: sema domain, immunoglobulin domain (Ig), short basic domain, secreted, (semaphorin) 3Ab
Exons: 16
Coding region: 13-2088 (691 amino acids)
Biological process (GO): motor neuron axon guidance; negative regulation of axon extension involved in axon guidance; semaphorin-plexin signaling pathway
Molecular function (GO): chemorepellent activity; semaphorin receptor binding; neuropilin binding
Source: RefSeq, a predicted model, not a curated record